Messenger RNA from Pseudovirgaria hyperparasitica, 2135 nucleotides. RefSeq lists its product as uncharacterized. The transcript is spliced from 2 exons. The record is from RefSeq and is a predicted model, not a curated record. Lineage: Eukaryota; Fungi; Ascomycota; Dothideomycetes; Acrospermales; Acrospermaceae. The coding region runs from base 317 to 1669 and encodes 450 amino acids. Gene Ontology annotation, molecular function: protein dimerization activity.
CAACUUGCGCUGCGACCUUCAACUGCCUGCGCUGUCGUCAUUCCAUCUCCCACAUCUCCUCUUCCUACUGCUUCCUACGACAGUUGGCACUGUACCAACAGCAACUUCCUACAAUCACCACUACCGCGCAUCACCCUCCGAUACACAUCUCAGCCACCUGUUCGCUACUGCGUGUCGUACUCCCCAACACCUCUCCAUGCCAUCUCCGCCGACUGCCGCUUCGAUUCGUUCUUCCACCACUACCACUACCGCCAUAGGAGCGCAGCAAGACAAAGACAUUCCCCCAAAGGAGCUUUGAGCCACUCUAUCAGGCAACAUGACUUCGAAUCCUCAAACUCAGACGCAUCUUUCACCCCGAGAUGAGAAGCCUUUUGCCUUCGGCUACAUGAUUGUACCCGACGGUGGCGCGAAUAUCCAUGAUGCUGCUGCUCAAGAGCGAGAAUUCCAAAACGAGAUUGCAUCUCUUAACGAUCUCUUUGCCGCAGAUCCCUACGCAGGAAUCGGCCCGGAGUCGUCAAAUCCCUUCGCCAAUCUAGCCUCUCAUGAUCCCAGCACUCAUCAAUUUACAUUCACACCUCCUACCGUCCAUGGAGUCGACGCUGUCUACUUUGAACCCACGACACACCUGUCUUCAAUGAAUGCUCCGUAUAUGGGCAUGCACAACCCUGCAUACGAGUUUGUGGGCUUCGAUCCAGCCAAUCCUUACACCCCGACUGGAGAAGUCACAAAUUCCUUUGCAGGUCUGAACAUGAUGCCCGGAGCUGUAUCCGCCCCGAGAAACCCAGCCGCGCCAGUCAUGAGCCCUAUAGACACCUCCAUCAACACACAAGUGCCACUGCAGUCAUCGCAACCUAAUGUCUCUUCUGUCAAAUCAUUCAAUGAGCCUGCAAGUCCGACACAUGUCGGGCCAACCCAAGACAACUUCUUUCUCCCAUACCCAGACGUAAACAGACGACAGCAGGGCGCCCCGUCAAAAGUCUCUUCCCUUCUAAGAUUCCCACAUUUCGGUUCCGACCCCGCUUUCUCGGAACGAUUCACACGACCUACUGAAUCUCCAAGUUUUGCCGAUGCUGUCGAUAAGCGUGAUCGGCUCACUAGGUUUGCUCUCGUCACAGCCGCAGCCAGCGAAGAGACUACUCCCGUAACGAGUCCUAACCUACGACGCCCAUCAGCUAUACAAAGCAUUUCGACACGCGGAGAGAGUGUUGACUCGGAGCAGUCUGCGAUGCAAGAUAUCAGUCAGCCGAAGCGUCGACGAAUAGGCUCAUCAUCCCAAGACACCUCUACGUCAGACGAUGAAAGGGACGAUAUGGGGGACGGUAUGAACCAACCCCAAAAUCGGCGCAAGUCUUCAGCGGGAAUCUCAGCAUCAUCACGCCGAAACUUGACAGAGGAGCAACGACGCCAGAAUCAUAACAAGUCUGAACAGCGUCGGCGAACCGUCAUCACUGAUGAUCUGACCUUGGUUCGCAAUGUUGUCCCGGCAUUGAUCAAUACAACGGCCAGCAAAGCAAUAGCCAUCCGUGAAACUUACCAAUUUCUCCACGAUAUUAUCGAAGGAAAUAAUGAGCUAGAAGACAUGCUCGGCACAGAAAUCGCGCGCGCUGGUCCAUAUCCCAGCGCAGACUUUACGAGGCCGAGCCCAAGUUCAAAUUUAGGGCCACCAUGACCAUACAUGCGAUACGGUCUGACGAGAUUUCCCAAUCGAACCUCAAUGUGUACUAUACCCGGCAUGGCGACAGGUGUACGAACUAUGAACGCAAUGGAGAAUCGGCUAUUUGGCCACCAAUUCUCCAUACACGAUCAAAGCAGAUAUUAUUCUGCACUUCCUGUACGCGAUUAACUGCCUCGUAACGCCGAGUCUACGACUACGUCACAAAUCGCUGGGUAUGCAAUUCAAACAGCGACACGACAAUUUCUGAAGUGAAAAAAUUGCAUACGUCACUGUCAAGGCUCGUCGGGAGGGGACAAAUGUAUAGAGUCGAUGUACGUGAUUCCGGAAUCUCAUCUGCAUGAUGUGCCAAGGCUCCCUCGGAACACGGCUGCGAUCAAGCACAUGAAUCGCAGUGAGCACAAUUUCGUGCCGUAAUCGUCCCGAUCCUCUCUCUCUCUCUCUUGGGAUCGCUGCCUGCAAC